GGUUAUUUAAAGAGGGCCAUGGAAUUAGGAUUUUGCUAGAGCAAGGGCGCGAAGAACUUCUUGUCCCUAGAGGCCUAGGUUUCGCUGCGAGGAGGAAGAAGGAAGAGAUGAAGGCGCUGAUUCUUGUCGGAGGAUUUGGCACCCGGCUGAGGCCGCUCACGCUCAGCCUGCCCAAGCCGCUGGUAGAUUUCGCCAACAAGCCGAUGAUCUUCCACCAGAUCGAGGCGCUCAAGGCUGUGGGAGUCACGGAGGUAGUUCUGGCGAUCAGUUACCAGCCAGAGGUGAUGCUUAGCUUCCUAAAGGAUUUCGAGGCGAAGCUGGGCGUGAAGAUCACUUGCUCGCAGGAGCGAGAGCCGAUGGGGACUGCGGGGCCUCUGGCUCUUGCUCGCGACAAGCUACUCGACGGCUCUGGGGAGCCAUUCUUCGUCCUCAACAGUGAUGUUAUCUGCGAGUACCCGCUGGAGCAAAUGAUAGCUUUCCACAAGCAGCACAAAGGAGAGGCCUCGAUCAUGGUCACACAGGUUGACGAGCCAUCCAAGUAUGGAGUCGUGGUGCUGGACGAAGACACUGGCCUGGUUCACAGAUUCGUGGAGAAGCCACAAACGUUUGUCGGAAACAAGAUCAACGCCGGGGUCUAUCUCCUCAACCCGAGCGUCCUGGACCGGAUCGAGCUGCGGCCAACGUCGAUCGAGAAGGAGGUCUUCCCAGGCAUCGCUCAGGAGAAGCAGCUCUUUGCCAUGGUCCUGCCGGGAUUCUGGAUGGACAUUGGACAGCCCAAGGACUACAUCACAGGCCUGCAGCUCUACCUCGAGUCCCUGAGGAAGAAAUCUCCAGAGAAACUCGCGAGCGGCUCCAACGUCGUCGACAACGUGAUCAUCGACGAGAGUGCCAGCAUCGGACAAGGCUGUCUCUUGGGGCCGGAUGUUUCGAUCGGGCAGGGGUGCGUGAUCGAGGAUGGAGUCCGGCUCAAGCACUGCACGGUGAUGAGGGGGGUCCGGAUCAAGAAGCACGCGUGCGUUUCGUGGAGUAUCAUCGGCUGGCACUCCACAGUCGGGCAAUGGGCUCGUGUGGAGAACAUGACGGUCCUUGGCGAGGACGUGCAUGUGUCGGACGAGAUUUAUAGCAAUGGUGGUGUGGUUCUUCCACACAAGGAGAUCAAGGCCAACAUCAUGAAGCCAGAGAUUGUCAUGUAAAGAUUCGAUUUGUAUUCUACCAAAAAGGAUCUGUCGCUUCUACGUUGAUGUUUAUACAUUUCUUGUUGAGCAAGAGCUUGUGGA
Molecule: messenger RNA, 1277 nt
Organism: Selaginella moellendorffii
Lineage: Eukaryota; Viridiplantae; Streptophyta; Lycopodiopsida; Selaginellales; Selaginellaceae
Product: mannose-1-phosphate guanylyltransferase 1
Exons: 4
Coding region: 108-1193 (361 amino acids)
Biological process (GO): cell wall mannoprotein biosynthetic process; GDP-mannose biosynthetic process
Cellular component (GO): cytoplasm
Molecular function (GO): GTP binding; mannose-1-phosphate guanylyltransferase (GTP) activity
Source: RefSeq, a predicted model, not a curated record